Messenger RNA from Oryctolagus cuniculus (rabbit), 3286 nucleotides. RefSeq names its product alpha 1,3-galactosyltransferase 2 (gene A3GALT2). The record is from RefSeq and is a predicted model, not a curated record. Gene Ontology annotation, cellular component: membrane; vesicle; Golgi apparatus. Gene Ontology annotation, molecular function: hexosyltransferase activity. NCBI's taxonomy places the organism in Eukaryota, Metazoa, Chordata, Mammalia, Lagomorpha, Leporidae. Gene Ontology annotation, biological process: carbohydrate metabolic process.
GCCACGACUGGCUAGUGUGCUGCGACCGGCGCACCGUGCCGAUCCGAAGGCAGGAGCCAGGUGCUUCUCCUGGUCUCCCAUAGGGUGCAGGGCCCAAGGACUUUGGCCAUCCUCCACUGCCUUCCCGGGCCACAGCAGAGAGCUGGCCUGGAAGAGGGGCAACCGGGAAAGAAUCUGGCGCCCCGACCGGGACUAGAACCUCUUGUGCCGGUGCCGAUAGGUGGAGGAUUAACCUAUUGAGCCGCAGCGCCGGCCUGAACAAAUCUUUAAACAUAAAUAAGUUAAGGACAGCUUUCCUAAGCAGUCAGGCUCACAAAGACAACAGAUGAUCUUACAGACGGCGACGAGAGAUCACGCUGAGGACAGCAUCGUAACUCAGAGUUCCGCUCAAGGACUGGCCGCCCGUUCUGGAAGUCUGCUGGGUCCAGGCAACAUUACAAAAGAAAAUGUGACGCCUGUUUUUGGGGUCAGGGGGCCAAGCUGAUCCCAGUUAAGGAGAUCGUCCCAUUCUUCAGAACCACCACACAUCGGGACAAGAGGAGAAAAUGCCCCACCCAAGAGACAACCCUGCAAAGCUUUGCCAGGGCGUCUGUCAGGGAGAGCCCGGUUCCAAUGGGAGUCGGCUUCAGCAGAGUGCCCCGCCCACUGGAGGGCCCGACAGCACCUUCUCAGCAAGGAGAGUGGCACCACAAGUCUUUCAGGCCAGUGUGGUUCCAAGAGGGGUGGUCAGUUGAGAAGCAGGGAGAGAGGGAGCCCCCCAAGAUGGAAUGGAAGGGGUCCUCCGCUCCCAGGGCGAGCACGGGGCCUCCCCAUGCCACCAGAGUGACCCACACAUGGGCAAGCUCCCGGGCCAGAGACGGGGGGAAGGGCUGGGAGUGACCAGGAGGCCAACAGCAGGCAUGGAUUCUCCCGGAGGAGCUGCUGCCACCUAUGGCGCCACAUGUGGGAGGUUGGUUCCUGGCGAUCAGAGAAGCUACCAAAACGUCUCGGGACACAAGCAGCCAAGGCCAGUGGCCCCAGUGAGGAAAAAAAUUCAGCAGGGCAGUCGGCGAGCAGAGUUAGGCUUACUGAGCACGCUGCAGGGGAGCGGUGGGCAGCCCGGCCAGAGGCUGGCCGCGGCAUCACGGACGACCAUCUAAGGCGCGAACCUGUGACAGCACUAUCUUCACGAUCCAGUGGCUGUCCCAGGCAAGGGACUGGCGGUUUGAAGUGGAGCUGGGGAGCGGGCACCGCCCUUAGCUUCGGGAUUUGCCCUGUGCCCCUGGGGGAGCCUCCACACUAUGUACCUAUGGGGUAGAGUGUGACCCGCAACGGGGUCAUCACAGAGCUGACACUACCCAGCGUCCACUUCGACAGAACCGUCACUGCCAGUUACCUUGGUUCCCACGCCGUCCUGGGUGCCUGGUGCACGCGCCCCCUUCACUGGGGAGCUACAAGCGCUCCACGGAGUGAACUGAAUGGCCUGGCGUCACAAGAGCCUCCAGCUGAGGCUCCGUGCAGAACAGGCAAACACCAGCCCCUGGCCCCCAUUCCCAGGAACGGAACAGUCCUGGGGGAGGGGCUCGAGGGCCCCUGGGGAGGGAACAGGAGUCAGAGCAAAAUGGCUCAGAGUCUCCACUGACCAGGGCUGGCCUUCCUCGGAGCCACUUUCUUCCAGGUGACUGGCUCCACCCAACGCCGGGGCCAACUUCCUCCAGCAGGCCCCACCCCCAAGCAGGUCCCUCUCAGGCAGUACACCGGAGACUGCCCCUGUGAGUGUGGCUCCUGAGGCAGAGGGGCAGGAGCCACUUGGGCUCCGAGCUGAGAGCUCUGGCAGUCUGUCCCUCCAGCUUCCACGCAUGGCUUUCAAGGAAGGACUCAGGGCCAGGAAGAAAACCCUCUGGCGGCUGAUCCUACUUGCACUUGGCCUCUUGGGCUUGCUCCUGUAUGGGCUCCCAGUCGUCAGGGCCCGGCCUGAAGUCCUGACCUGCACCUCCUGGGGGGCUCCCAUUAUUUGGGACGGCACCUUUGACCCAGAUGUGGCCCAGCAAGCGGCAGGAGAGCGGAACCUCACCAUUGGGCUGACUGUCUUUGCUGUGGGCAGGUACCUGGAGAAGUACCUGGCGCGCUUCCUGGAGACGGCAGAGCAGCACUUCAUGGUGGGCCAGCGCGUGCUGUACUACGUGUUCACCGAGCGCCCCACCGCCAUGCCACGCCUGGCUCUGGGCCCCGGACGCCGGCUGCACGUACAGCGCGUGGUGCGCGAGCAGCGCUGGCAGGACGUGUCCAUGGCUCGCAUGUCCACGCUGCGCGCCGCGCUGGCCGGGCGGCUGGGCCGCGAGGCGCACUUCGUGCUGUGCAUGGACGUGGACCAGCACUUCAGCGGCGCCUUCGGGCCCGAGGCGCUGGCCGAGUCGGUGGCGCAGCUGCACGCCUGGCACUACCACUGGCCGCGGCGCCUGCUGCCCUUCGAGCGCGACGCGCGCUCGGCCGCCGCGCUGGCUCCGGGCGAGGGCGACUUCUACUACCACGCGGCCGUGUUCGGGGGCAGCGUGGCGGCGCUGCGCGGGCUGACGACGCACUGUGCGCGGGGCCUGCGGCAGGACCGCGCGCGCGGCCUCGAGGCGCGCUGGCACGACGAGAGCCACCUCAACAAGUUCUUCUGGCUGCACAAGCCCGCCAAGGUGCUGUCGCCCGAGUUCUGCUGGAGCCCGGAUAUUGGCCCGCGGGCCGAGAUCCGCCGCCCGCGCCUGCUCUGGGCGCGCAAGGAGUACGCGCUGCUGCGCACCUAGCGCCACCGCCAGAUCCCGGGCGUAGCCCGCCUGCCUGCCGGGGUUCUGCUGGCCCCGCGUGGCUCCUGUAGCUCCAGGAGGGUGUGGAGUGGGACCUGGGAGGAGGAUAGGCCCGCUAGCCGGGGUCCCGCGCAGAAGCCGCGUAUGAGCCUGGCCCCAGCCCUGUCUCCUUCCCGCACUUUCCUGCUGGGCUGAGCCACUGCUGGCCGCAGACCAGCAGUCUAGAGACCGGGCACCACUGACCUUGCCACCAUCAGCGAGCAGAUGCCACCUGUAAGGAUGUUUUCGCCUGACCCUCUUUUGUAAAAUAAAGAAACUGAGGCACGAAGAAAGAACGAACUGCCCGAGAAUCCUGGUGGGUCCCUGUGCUGUCCGCAGCGGAGAGCCGGGUUGGUCCCUGUGCCCAAACACGCUGCUGCAAAUCAGGAAGGCAGGCGGCCGGGUGGUGGCUGGUGCCCCGCAGGUGUCGUUUGUGUGCCUUAAGUACUAUCGGAAUAAAGUGUCCCAGAAGUGGC